AAAACAGCUGUUUGCUGCGUGGUGCAUUGAUUUUUUUCAUUGAUAAAAAUUUACACACAAUUAGCGCUAUUAGAAAACGCUAAUAUUUUGCUCAUUUUUCACAGAAACCUCUAUGGAAACACAGUGCAGAGACACUUAAAUUGGUUGACGAAACAUUUAGAAGCGUAAGUGUAAAGUGAAACAGUUGUCAGCGCAUUAAACAAACGGCAAAAUAAAACCAAUACCACUCUGGCCGUGAGCGUGUCCCGAACUGAACCUAGCGAUUUAUUUAUAACGUAUUGUAUGCAAAAUGCUGUCUAGCGCCAAUUAUAUUUCGCUGCUUGUGAUAUGGUAUUCGUGUCUGCUGUUAACCUGUUUUUGUCCCAGGAGUGUGCUUGGCAACCUUAAGGUCAUCUAUGCAGUGAACGCAGGUGGCCAGGAACAUACUGACAAACAUGGCAUACAUUAUAGUGCUGAUCCAUUGCAUGGACGUAUUGGCACAGCAUCCGAUUAUGGUAAUCACCUGCUAUUGAUUGGACGUGUGCCGGAGCAAGAUGAGGUCCUUUAUCGCACUGAACGUUAUCAUACAGCCACAUUCGGCUAUACGUUGCCGAUAGACGGCGAUGGCGAGUAUGCGCUCAUAAUGAAGUUCUGCGAGGUGUAUUUCAAUGAGCCCAAUAAAAAGAUAUUUGACGUGGUUCUAAACAAUAAGCAUAUCGUAGUAAAGGAGUUAGAUAUCUUCCAUCAAGUUGGUCGUGGUACUGCGCACGAAGAGUAUGUUUACUUCAUUGUCUCCAACGACCGUCUCUACUACAAAGACGAACAAUCGGAUAUACGCAACGGUGUCGUUCGUUUAGAUUUUAUCAAAGGACCUUAUGAUAACCCCAAAAUCAAUGCCUUUGCCCUGCUCAAAGGUGAUGUGGCGAAUAUUCCACGCUUACCGCCAACAUCAGAUGACAUUCUGCCAAUGGAUGCUGAUAUGGCAGUAUUCAACGAUCGCGUCUCUGCUGAUAGUGGAAGUAGCGAAGUAACCGCUGAACAAGCACACGAACAUCAACAGCGUAUUAGAAAUGCUGCAUCCUCCCCAGUCAAUGAAGUGUUGUUGGAUGAAGAUGAAGAUAACGAGCCGGAAUCACUUUCAGCGACGCGAAAGGUUAGUGGGCCACGACAGCCGAAUCCAUAUUCCAUGGAUGAUUCAUCAGUUAUGCUACCGGUAUUCAUAGCGAUUGGUGCGUUCAUACCGUUGCUUUUCUGCCUCUGCAAGUUGUGAUGUGUUGAAUAUUACAAAGGAACUAAUGUUAGGAGCAAAACCAUUUGGUUUUUGAACAAAAUUUAGAUAAAAGAAAAUGGUACGAAAUGAAGUGAUAUUGUGAUCUUCGCAACUUCAAUUCGGUAUCCGGAUAAAAUGAAGUCUAGUAUUUAUUGAUCAACGAAGAUUACUUCGAGUCGAAGCGCUACUUAAAUGCCUAUCGCUGCCUAUAAGUUUCUCCUGUUUGCCCCCAAAUAGCUGCUUGAUCUCCGUGUACUUUUUUUUACUUUUAUUUUUUAUAUUUUGUGCUAUUCAACAAUUCAAUUUAUGUGGGUUCUGGUAGCUAAUUUAUUUAUCUCUAAAUGGACAUUUAUAUUUAUAUGAAAUUUAAUGAGCUCAAUACACAAUUUGUAAAUGCGUAUACACAUAAGUUUCGGAAUAAGUUUAUUUUGGGUUGUGAAAGAUUGGAAUAGCGUGAAAUGUGGGUACUUAUAAUGCGUUGAUAAGAUAACUAUUCCAAAUAUAAACAAAAAAUAAACAAUAAUAUUAAUCAAUGCUCAGAGCACUUUGUUUUCAACGCACAAUACAAAAUAAAUAUAAAACAGUGGAUUUCUUGUGCGCUGGAUCAUUCUUAAUUAAAGAAAAAUAUAAAACUUAAAGUAUUAAAAUUUGAAUAACGAGGCAUGUACACGUAUUUUAGAAUUUCAUAGUUCUGCUUCGCGAAAUUACUCGAAUUAACACUUGCCCUACUAUUUGAAAAUUACACACUAUUCUUAGUAGUACCUAGAAAAACUAAAUUAACUGUAAACAAAUUUUAUUUUAUGUGGUAGUUAAAGAAAUUUCGAAAAAUGGAUUUGUGUCAAAUUAA
Messenger RNA from Anastrepha ludens (Mexican fruit fly), 2096 nucleotides. RefSeq names its product malectin-A. Gene Ontology annotation, molecular function: carbohydrate binding. The coding region runs from base 290 to 1249 and encodes 319 amino acids. Gene Ontology annotation, cellular component: membrane. The record is from RefSeq and is a predicted model, not a curated record. The transcript is spliced from 2 exons. NCBI's taxonomy places the organism in Eukaryota, Metazoa, Arthropoda, Insecta, Diptera, Tephritidae.